UACACUUAAUGUUCACAGCUUUUGGUAAUCUGUAUAAUGCUGAUACGUUCAGGUUUAUGGAAACAGGUUUUAGGAAGUAGCCUAUUGGUGAGCAGGUUUCACUGUCUGACCAAAAUCACAUUAGUAGUAAAAACCUAACGUUAUCGACUUAUAACAAACUACGUCAUGGCUGCAUGACUUUACAUCACCGUCUCUAAGUUGAAUUUGCACUACAGUUUGACUAAUAAGCAAACUACAAAAUAAAGUAGUUGCUGUGGAACCUGUGGAAUGCAGCCGCUGGCACCGCUUGUCAUGUGACAAGAAACAACCAAUUGCAGCCGAGAGAUAUCUUUACUUCCGUAAACACAAGUGUACGGCAAAAUGGUGGAGGUUAAUUUAAAUUGAUUUCAGUGCGGGUCUAUCGUUACCCCGACGUUAAGAUCGGUCCAGUGUGUCACCCAUUUCCAUGUUAUGAGCACCGCUGCUAAAAUGUCUCACGAUGUCAGACGCUGUCGGGUCUCAAAUGCCGGUGUCCGGAACACACACACAGCACACACACACACACACACACACAAACACAAACACAAACACAAACACACAGAUUAGAGCAAAGCAGAGAUAGAAACACCGUUUUCCAUGGCAAACACUGCUGUCCCACGAAAACUAUUUAAAUACAACUUUAAAGAACAACACCCUGAAGAAGUUCAGAUGGUUGCUUAGCAACAUUAAGCGCGAACUGCCUCAGCGCCCCUGAGAAGUAGCUGCACAAGACCUCGCGUUUACGAUGCGGUAAAAAAAAAACGCUCUUGUGUGCUCUUGGCUUUAAACUAUACAUUUUAAAUCUUGCAGAGACCCAGUGUUACUCUGUAGAGAUCUACAGGGAAGAUGGAGAGCUUGGCACCUGACAUUGACGAAAACAAUUUGCACAAGACAGGCCCCGUUUCAGCCUAUCAUCAUUAUGUCCUGUCAUCCAUCCUUCCCGAUGCUCAACAGGAAUUCCUCUGCAUGCAGAAGAAAAACAAAGCUUUGGAAAAGGAGAACGAGAUCUUCAAGAAGAAGGUUGAGUCUUUGGUGACUGAUUGUGAGCAGUUUAAAGCAGAGCGGCAAAGAAUCCACAAUGUGAUCAAAAACAGAGACCACCAGAGGAACCAGCUGUUGCACUGCAAAAAUGAACUGUCUGCUUUGGGUAAGAAGAUGGCCUUCCAGCAAACUGAACUGAAGAGAGAGCAUAAACAAAAUGAAACUGUCAAAGAAGAGCUGGAGUCAGUUAAAAAAGAGCUCCAGUCAGUGAAGCAGGGGGCUUUCACCCAGAGGACAGAGCAGCAACACCUGAAGCAACAGCUGGACCAGGUGGUCAAAGAGAGAGACAUUUUGAAUGACGCUUUGCUACGCUGCAAACUUGAAUGUUCAGAGUUGCGUGAAAAGAUUUGCUACCAGCAAUCGAGCGCGAACAAGAAGGACUGUCAGUGCAAAAAGCAGAUGAAGGAAAUCCACUUCCUCAAUCUAGAGAAGCAGACACUCGAGAAGGAGAGGUGCAUCACUGAAAGCAAUGCAGAGGAACAGAAGCAGGAGCUCCGAAAGUGUGAGAAAGAUCUCCAGACACAGAAGGAGAAAUUCAAAGAGAGCAAAAAAAUGCAGGAAAAGGGGAAAAAAAUAGCCAUAAUCCAAGAAAGUCCUCGCAAAAUCAAACAACCAAGACAAAAGGUGCCUCACCCGAAGGUUCAGUCUUUACAGAAAGAGCUGCUCGCCCAGGCGGAGGAGCUGAGGGCCACGCAGAAGCUCUGUGAGGAGCUGAAGAAAAAAGUGACCGAGGUAGCUGUGCAGUUCGAGCAGUGCCAGGCGACGAUCAGGGACCAGAAAGAGAAGCUCAAGGCAGUAACAGCAGAGAGGAACAUGUACAGAAGUCUGACUGAAACACUGGGGACUGAGUUAGUGGACAUCAAAAAAGCGCAGCGCAGCGAAAAACAGCUGAAUAAAGCGACCAAGAGGGCAAAGAAAGUCAAGGUGCCAUCAGAGGAAAAGUCAAAGGGGUCCCAUCUCCCACCAACAUCCAGUAAAGUCCAGAUGCAGUCCGAUUUAAGGAUUAUGGGGAAAAAACUUUAGAGUUUUUCCUUCUCCUCUUCUGAAUAAACUGACAUAACGCCAUUCUGAUGUAUUUGUGUUUGUCUGUGUGAGGUACAUUUGACAAUCCUGUUUUGAAUUUAGUUUAAAAAAAAAUA
Messenger RNA from Trematomus bernacchii (emerald rockcod), 2198 nucleotides. Its product is annotated as cilia- and flagella-associated protein 58-like. The record is from RefSeq and is a predicted model, not a curated record. The transcript has a single exon. NCBI's taxonomy places the organism in Eukaryota, Metazoa, Chordata, Actinopteri, Perciformes, Nototheniidae. Bases 865 to 2082 code for a protein of 405 amino acids.